This is a messenger RNA of Vollenhovia emeryi, 1802 nucleotides long. RefSeq lists its product as uncharacterized. Bases 181 to 1269 code for a protein of 362 amino acids. The transcript is spliced from 2 exons. NCBI's taxonomy places the organism in Eukaryota, Metazoa, Arthropoda, Insecta, Hymenoptera, Formicidae. The record is from RefSeq and is a predicted model, not a curated record.
UUCCGUAUUUAUUCGCGUAAUAAAUAAUACCCGCCGGAGUCCUGUCCGGAGACCAGAACCGGGAAGAGUUGAUAGCUUCGUUACAUUUUGAUAAGAAAAAAAAGCUUAUUCGACAGCGAGUGAAAUUCAGAAUUCCGAAACUAAGCGAGGGACGUUCUUUUUGGAUGAAAAAAAACGAAAAUGAAUCUGAAGGCAAGCGAGUUGAUCGAGAACGCUGCGACUGUGUUCAACGAGGACGAAUAUCACUCGUGGGAGCGUCGAUGUGAGGAGUGUAUUGAAUCGUUGAGGGAAGAGUGUCAAAGGUGUGAGAACCCAACUGGAACGGUCAAUUCUCUUGUUGCUUUGAUCGCGCGUCUAGAGGGAGCGAGGACCGAACUGCGAGGUCGUUUAGUUCAUACUGGUGCAGGUCACAAUGGAUUUACAUGGUUGGAGAUUGAGACAGCUUUUCGGAGGCGGGUACUCACAGGUGCGGUAAUCAAUUCCCGCUACAUUGAGCCUAGGCGAUUUCUCGAGGACGCUAGAGACAUGGUGAUUGAGAAGGUACGCGAGAAUAUGAAUAGACACGCUUGUGUGAAAAUCAACACCGUGUUCAAUGGGGAAUUCCUUGCGAAUAAAAAGACUGCUGUAAAGAGCAUCACCACGAAAAACCGACAGCUCUUUCCUACCACAGAUCUGCUUGAAUGGUACAACAAGACAGUGAUCGAUACGACUUUGGCUGCAUUGGAGGAGUUUCAGGAGCGUGACAGUGGGUGGGCGUUGUCACGCAUAAUGAAUUUAAUGAUUAAUGUUAACAGAUGUAAUCCUAUGCGUGUUGGAUGUUGGAUUGAUAUGCCGCCAGUGAUAAAGUUGAAGAGAGCGGUCGUGAACGUGAAAUCACUGGAUAACGCAUGUUUCGCGUGGGCUGUGGUUGCGGCUUUGUAUCCCGCUGAGAAGCAUACCUCGAGAUGCAGUCAGUAUCCCGAUUAUCAAACGGUGUUAAAGCUCGACGGAAUAGACUUUCCUAUGACCCUGAAACGAAUUUCAAGAUUCGAACGUUUAAACGAUAUGUCCAUCAAUGUGUUUACCAUGAAGGAUGAAAAAAAGGAUGGAACGAUCGUUCCUCUGCGUCUCACUGAUCAUAAAAGAGAUAUUCAUAUAAAUUUGCUGUAUCUGUCGGAUACGCGAAACUACGUUCACGAGGGUCAUUUCGCGUGGAUAAAGAAUUUAUCGCGAUUGGUUGGAAGUCAGUUAUCCGGAGGAAAGCACAAGAAGUAUAUUUGCGAUCGGUAAGUACCUCGAGAAAGAGAGAGAAAUGUGAAUUGUUUACAUUGUAUAAUGCAUUCCAGAUGUCUGCAUUACUUCCACUCGAGGGAACGAUUGUCCAUUCACAUCGUGGAUUGCGAAAGGAUGAACGAAUGCGCGAUCGUUCUUCCGAACGAGGAUGACAAAUGGCUCGACUUUCGCAACUACGAACGAAAAGAGACUUCCCUACGUGAUAUACGCCGAUUUGGAGUGCGCGUUAGAGAAGGAGGAGGAGGAGAGCGAAUUAAUACCACGAAACGGAUUUACUUAUCAACAUCAUACAGCAUUCAGCGUUGGCUACUACUUGCGAUGUGUACUAGACGAGAAUGCGUCGACGUACAAAUUUUAUCGUGGUGAAGACUGCAUAUCAUGGUUCGCGCGAGAAUUGAACGCUCUCGCGCAUCGCGCGAAGCAGACUCUCGACGCGAUCGUGUCUAUGACGCAGCUCACGUCAGACGAGGAGCGUAGCUUUUGGAACGCGACUCUUUGUCAUAUAUGUGGAAAACCGUUUGACAUGGGGG